GCCAUCUGGCCUCCACACAAUCCAGCCAGGUGUCAUCGGUCCCCUGGAUUCUGCCCCUGAGCCAAACAGUGUCCCUCGAGGUCAGCGACAGCUUCUGCUGAGUUCACUGCAGUCCAACUGGCUCCUUACCCGCCGCCAUUAUGAACAUCCGCAACGCUCGGCCCGGCGACCUGAUGAACAUGCAGCACUGCAACCUCCUUUGCCUUCCUGAGAACUACCAGAUGAAAUACUAUUUAUAUCAUGGCCUUUCCUGGCCCCAGCUUUCUUACAUCGCUGAGGAUGAGGACGGGAAGAUUGUGGGCUACGUCCUGGCCAAAAUGGAGGAGGACCCAGAUGAUGUCCCGCAUGGCCAUAUCACCUCACUGGCCGUGAAGCGCUCACACCGGCGCCUCGGCCUGGCCCAGAAGCUGAUGGACCAGGCCUCCAGGGCCAUGAUAGAGAACUUUAACGCCAAAUACGUGUCUUUGCAUGUCAGGAAGAGUAACCGGGCAGCCUUGCACCUCUAUUCUAACACCCUCAACUUUCAGGUUAGUGAGGUGGAACCUAAAUACUAUGCAGAUGGGGAAGAUGCUUAUGCUAUGAAGCGGGAUCUCUCGCAGAUGGAAGAUGAGCUGAGACGACCAGUGGAGCUGAAGAAGGGCGAGUACGUGAUCCUGGGCUCCAGGGAGAACCAGGAGACCCAGGGCUGCACAGUUUCUGGCUUUGAAGAGGCCUGUCAGCAAAAGAACCCAGCUACCGAAGAUAGUGGCAGUGACUGCAAAGAACCUAACGAGUCUGUGGAGAGCACCGAAGUCCAGGACAGCUCAGAAAACUCAGAUUCUACCUCCUAGAGCAUGCUUAAGCAUUGCAGGUCCUCAUGUCUCAACCACAGCUACCCUGUGAACUCUGGCUUAGUCUGUCUGCUCUGCAGCAUCUACUGUGGGGAUCAUCUCACAGUGACCAGAAUGGCUUCUCACUCUCAACUCUUAAACAACCACCUUUCACAUACCCUGCUGGGAUCAUGAAGGAAUAUCUGGACACAAGAGCUGCUGCACAAGAGCCGAGGAAGUUUGAGACCUGCCAUUAUAGAACCUUUCUUGGCCUACUCAUACCACGCUGCCAUUUUAUUCUGUUUGUAGUUGUCCUGUGUUGGAUGUGGUUAUCCUGCAAGGAGGUUUUCUCCUUUUAGAAUGUUGAACAGGAAGCAGGGCAAACUUAAAACUUUCCAGCUUUCAGUUUUUGCUAUUAUUUACCUGGGUUUUCAUCCUUGAGGAGAUAGUCAGGACCAUGGAGUCAGACCUCAUGCCUCUGACUCCUCUUUCCUGGAAGAAGUAUUAUGUUUCCUUUUCCUUUCUCUGGGAACUCCUCCUUUGUACUAUUCUGCCACCCUCUCCCACCCCCCUUUUUUUUUUUUUUUUGAGGAAAAGGGCAUCACCUUCCCAGUGGGAAAAGGUGUUAUGUUAGGGGCUUCUGCUGUACAAUCAGAACUUGGAGAUUUUAAGAAAAGGACAAAUGGUAAUUAAAUUGGAAUCUCUAA
Cebus imitator (Panamanian white-faced capuchin) is the source of this 1516-nucleotide messenger RNA. It is a transcript of the gene NAA11, whose product is annotated as N-alpha-acetyltransferase 11, NatA catalytic subunit. Gene Ontology annotation, cellular component: NatA complex. The record is from RefSeq and is a predicted model, not a curated record. Gene Ontology annotation, biological process: N-terminal peptidyl-glutamic acid acetylation. Gene Ontology annotation, molecular function: protein-N-terminal-glutamate acetyltransferase activity; protein N-terminal-serine acetyltransferase activity. Bases 141 to 830 code for a protein of 229 amino acids. The transcript is spliced from 2 exons. Lineage: Eukaryota; Metazoa; Chordata; Mammalia; Primates; Cebidae.